Molecule: messenger RNA, 717 nt
Organism: Danaus plexippus (monarch butterfly)
Lineage: Eukaryota; Metazoa; Arthropoda; Insecta; Lepidoptera; Nymphalidae
Gene: AST-C
Product: allatostatin
Exons: 4
Coding region: 86-466 (126 amino acids)
Source: RefSeq, a predicted model, not a curated record
UCAAACCCCUACACGGAAGACGGCCGUUAAACCUUCGUGGAGUUUAUUUAGACUUGAAGCUUUUGAAGAAAUUUUGGGCUCGAAAAUGAACACCACGCUACAUAACAACACGUUAUUCAUCUUCGUGAGUGCAAUGGCUUUGCUGUUUACAAUCACAGCAUCCGUACCGAUGCAAGAAGAGGAACAAGUGGAGAAUGCUUUGGUACCUCGCGCCGAUGACGACUCCGACAUGUCAGUGCCCUGGGAUGCUCUUAAUACUGCAGCACUCCGCAAAUUGCUGCUUCAACUGGAUGCUGAUGAUAGACUCAACAUGGGUCGCGUGGGUCGCUCCUGGCCUCAAGCGGAACCCCGCGGUUGGGGACUUCGGGCCAUAGACGGCAGGCUGGCUCGACAGUGGCGCGCCGACAAAAGACAAGUCCGCUUCCGACAAUGCUAUUUCAACCCAAUCUCCUGCUUCAGGAAGUAAACCGACAAUGAAAUGACUUGAAACACUUAUAUUGUAUUGUAAAUAAACAGCGUACACUCAACAUUAGUUAGAGUGAAAUUAUCUAAUUAUCUAGUCAAAUCUAUCGAUGUCUAUCAAUCUGCUAACUAAGCGACUUAUUGUACUUUUAAAGGUAUGCAUUUGUAACUUUGUCUUGUAAUUUAAAUGUCACUUUAAAAUUUCAUUAAUGGUUUUGCUAUUGUUGUAAGUUUAACCAGAAUAAAAUUAUUACG